GUGUCAAAUGAUUGACAUCCAAUGUUGAGUCCUCAUUUUUCUGUCGUUUCUUUGAACAAUUUCUAUGUUUAGAUUGGUCUGGUUCAACCCAAGGAUAUCUGUGGACAAAUAGUUGAGAGUUUUCGGGUGAUCCGUUCCUAUUCCGAGUUCAUUGGACGGCCUUAAAAGCUGAAGACGUUUAUCAUCCCUUUAAGAACCCAACUCCUUUUCCUCCCAGUCAUCCUCGUUCAAAAUUACAAGGCUAGGAUCCAAAACACACUCCCACCAACAUGGCUGAUGAAAGGCCUGAGCUGGAGCGCAUUUUCAAGCUUUUCGACUUGAAUGGUGAUGGCCAAAUCUCUGCAGCAGAGCUCGGCGAUUGCUUGAAGACCCUCGGUUCAGUCACAGCAGAGGAGAUCAAGCGCAUGAUGGCUGAGAUUGAUACUGAUGGUGAUGGAUUCAUAUCAUUCCAGGAGUUCUUAGAUUUUGCGAAGGCUAACAGUGGCCUGAUGAAAGAUGUUGCUAAGAUAUUUUAAUGUUACAACAUAUAUUCUUUCCUUUUCUUUGCACUGUUAUUUUUUGCUCGGGAUGUAAUGUAGUUCGUGAUUGUGAAAGGCAGAGGCUAAGUCCAUCUGAAUUUUGAUUGACACGGACUUGGUUUGGUAGCUACAAAAACGUCUUUAUCACCUGAUGUUUCUAUACGAGCAAUUUGAUGUCUUGAGUAUUCUGAA
Messenger RNA from Populus euphratica (Euphrates poplar), 710 nucleotides. Its product is annotated as polcalcin Syr v 3-like. The coding region runs from base 270 to 515 and encodes 81 amino acids. Gene Ontology annotation, molecular function: calcium ion binding. Lineage: Eukaryota; Viridiplantae; Streptophyta; Magnoliopsida; Malpighiales; Salicaceae. The record is from RefSeq and is a predicted model, not a curated record. The transcript has a single exon.